UGGGCUUCAGCGCAAGCCACUGUGGUCGGGGCUUAUAACUAGCUAAAGUGAGUGAAGCACUAGGUCUAACUUUUCUGGAACAUACAGGGCAGUUCGGAAUAAAUAUUUCUCAAUUGUGAGGCUCUUGCCGGGCAGCUAAAAAGACAUGCCGCACGUGACUGGGUGAUGCGGAGAUUCACCCAGCUGUCUCCCAUUUUCAUUUAUCAGCCAAUCAGGACGCACAUACAAGACCCACAGUGACUCGUUAGAAUUCUGACGAGUCGCUGUGGGUCAACCGCGGGGUUAGGUCGGGCGUUGCUAGGUUCGACAGUUAAAUGCCUGGCGCAGCCUCAUUCAACGCCCAGGAUAGCUUUGCGACGAUCACUCGUCAAUACUAAUGUACAAUAUCCACUAUGCCUGAACGCGACCUACGUAUGGAGCCCGAGGCUACGGUCCGAGACGCCUCAACGGCACCUGUCUCAUCCGAUGUUCCAAGCGUGGAAUACGAAGUUGAGCUUCUCUUACCCCGCAGCGAAGCCAAGCUGGUCGAGACAUUUCGCCAAGAAAUCCGCCUCUGUGAAACCGACACACAGAAAUUCGGCAAGUGUAUACAAAAGCGAGAUGAGCUGCUGGAGGAAAACGAUGGGUUCAUCCUCCGGCUAACCGCCUUCGAAAAUGUCAUGUCGGUCGAAUGCACCUCGUACAGAGGAAGGAAAGAGCGUGCACGCCCGCUAGCGACUCCGCCGGGGAGAAUAGUGACAGGGGACGGCGCAGCAAAGUGGGACCGAUUUGUAGGGGCUGCCGCGGUUGGAUCCGACGCUAUAUCCAAACUCCUCCCACCCUUGAAGAUGGUUAGCCUACAGUGGGGCAAGGAUUUCGUCCAGCAUUACCAGUUGGCCGGCAAGGGGCAGAACUACUGCAACAAGUUCUCAGCGGCGGUGAAAUUGCAUACCCUGGAGAACGGUGUGCGGAAGCUAAACCAACUGCUCCUUCGACGGUUUUAGAUACCGGGGCGUCGUGGUGUCAGGGUAGGGGUGAACCCCAUUGAGCCAGUGGAUUUGCAGAACCUGGCUACUUGGAGGGACGAAGCCCCAUUUAUCAAAGAUGGCGACCCUAGUGAGGUCCAGCUACCGUUCGUGGACCUCACUUCUAAAGAUCUUCCUCCCGGCUUCAUUUUCGAUCGAUUUGGGCUUCUGGUUCGGCGCCCGUUUGAACCUUUGGCAGGAGCGGACCCA
Molecule: messenger RNA, 1214 nt
Organism: Lasiosphaeria miniovina
Lineage: Eukaryota; Fungi; Ascomycota; Sordariomycetes; Sordariales; Lasiosphaeriaceae
Exons: 1
Coding region: 393-983 (196 amino acids)
Source: RefSeq, a predicted model, not a curated record